UCCAACUCACGAAAUUGGUCGAAGAUGGACAAAUCAGUCACAUUCACAAUUAAUGACAGAUUAAUAGAUUAUAGAAUCCAAGUCCUGACAAAUUAGAAAUUUAGAUUCCAAGCACACAACCUAAACUCAAAAGUUCGUCUUCUCUCUCCCACACGGCCACACAGCGAUAGAAGGAGAAGAAAACAAGGAGACAGAAAGUAUCGUCCAAUCAAAACGCUUGAUUUGAUCCCCAAAUUGAGGUUAUCAUCUUUUAUGGGAGUUUUUUCGUUGAAACAAUUGUUCGUUCCUUCCAUAGUUGGUUCACUGUUUAUUAUUGAUAGCCAACAUACAUAGUCGCACACCAGGUGUUUGACGAAAUGCCUGAACGAUGGUCUCAUUGAUUGCACCUUCUUUUACAGUUUGCCGUCAACCCGUUUCGUAUUUGAACUCCCCCAGUUGUUUCCCCGUCGUUUUUGUCAUUAACCCAUUAAAAUUGGAACACCCACUUCGCUCAAAGAGUAACCAAUUGAAGCAGAAGAAGCAGUUGAAUCAGUUGUUGUUUGAUUUUUCUGGGUUUUAUAGGGUUGUGAGAAAGUGUAGGAAUUGGGAAGGUGAAGAAACUGACCCUGCUUUGGAGCUUGAAGUUUUGGAAUUCAUGAAAAAUUCAAAAAAACCCCAUAUGUUUCCCAAUAAAAAGGAGCUGAUUGAUGCUGGGAGAGGGGAUUUGCUUGAUGCAAUUGUGAAGAGUGGUGGGUGGAUGACUGCAGGAUGGGGAGAUGAAGAUGAGAAUGAGGUUAGUGAAGAUGGGUUAGCCAGUAAUUUGGGGGUUUUGUUGGAAAAGUAUGGUCAAAAUGGUGCUGAAAGUGGGAAAAGAAGUGGGUCAGAUGCCAAUGGACAUAGGCCUUUUGAUGGAAGUGGAACUUCCUUUUUGAGAAGUUCUUCGCCGCCGGCUUCAUCUUCAGGUCGACCAAUGGAAAUGGCUGUAGAUGAUGAGAGUGGGAUUGAGGGAAUAUUGCAACGAUUGGAGAGGCAGAGAAACCUGAGUUUUGGUUUGAAGUCGGGGAAAAAUGGUACUUCUGUAGAUUAUGUCAAUGAAGAUAUUGACAGCAAAGAUCAAAACAAAGGAAUGAGGAAGGAUGUGGACAGUUGGCAUCCUCAAAGUGAACACGGGUCAUUAAGCCACGAUAGACCUAUGAUCAGUAGCAAUGGGUUGAACAGAUCAUAUUCCAAUAAAUUUAGUAGUUCCUUGAAGACGGAUGCUUGGAGAACAUGGAGUAUUCAGAGGGCGGGCUUUUCAGACACAGAUUUUGAAGCUGGUGAAAUUGACUUAAGCGAAAACACUAAACGAGGGACAGUGGACAAGUCAAUGGAUGACAUUUUUGCAGUUACUACUGAUAUUGAGGGAGCUCAAGACGAGACAAAAGGUUUAGAUCCGAACUAUCUAGAAAUCACACAAGGUGAUCUGAAAUCUCGUCUGCAGCAUCUUGAAGGGGAACUUUCAUCAGUACUUCGAUCACUAAGGUCAAAGACCACCAACUAUUCUGGAAAGGCUAAGGAGCAGCUUUCCGGAGACUUGAGGCAACUUUCUGAUGUUUCAGAGUUCCAGGAAAAUGAUAUGAUGACUGCGCAGGACAAAUUGAGGACACUACGUGCGAAGCUAGCAGUAUUAGAAGGGAAAAUGUCACUUGCAAUAACGGAUGCUAAGAAUAUAUUGGAUGAGAAGCAAAAAAGGAUUAAUGAUGCUCGUAGAGCUCUCCAACUUCUUCGUACUGUCUGCAUAGUUUGGCCUAAUUCUGGAUCAGAGGUGCUGCUGGUAGGCUCCUUCGAUGGGUGGGCCACCCAGAGGAAGUUGACAAGGUCAAGUAAUGGCGUUUUUUCUCUGUCGUUGAAGCUGUAUCCCGGAAAAUACGAGAUAAAGUUCAUUGUUGAUGGCGUUUGGAAAGUUGAUCCCCUUCGUCCAGUAGUUAACAACAAUGGUUUCGAGAACAAUCUUCUUACGAUUGAUUGAAGUGCGGAUGAGAAGAGCUAGGAUAGCAAUUGGUCCAUUGAUGUUAGCAAUUUAUUUAUUUGAACAAAAAGGAGAGCGUAGAAACUCAAGAAAGUAGGGAAGCUUCGAUCGUAUAUUUGGAACUGAUGCAAAUACUAACAAGACAAACUGCUACCAUUCCCAUUCAGUAGGAAUUAGCCUUUGAUGCUUGUACAUUCUACAACUCAUGUCAUUCUCUUACAUUAAGAGUUAGGAUAAAGAGUGUUAUACCACAAUUUUCCCAUCCUGGUAUUUAUUUAUUCGUUGUAUCCUAGUUCCUGCUUCUCUGCGUGUCUAUGUAUCUGGAUAUGGUUUAUAUGCCUUAUUGAACAAUACCUCACUUUUGGUUCUA
Spinacia oleracea (spinach) is the source of this 2357-nucleotide messenger RNA. RefSeq names its product protein PTST homolog 2, chloroplastic. The coding region runs from base 368 to 1987 and encodes 539 amino acids. NCBI's taxonomy places the organism in Eukaryota, Viridiplantae, Streptophyta, Magnoliopsida, Caryophyllales, Amaranthaceae. The transcript has 8 exons. The record is from RefSeq and is a predicted model, not a curated record.